Indicator indicator is the source of this 3978-nucleotide messenger RNA. RefSeq names its product centromere protein J (gene CPAP). Bases 1 to 3978 code for a protein of 1325 amino acids. Gene Ontology annotation, biological process: centriole elongation; cilium assembly. Gene Ontology annotation, molecular function: tubulin binding. The transcript is spliced from 16 exons. NCBI's taxonomy places the organism in Eukaryota, Metazoa, Chordata, Aves, Piciformes, Indicatoridae. Gene Ontology annotation, cellular component: nucleus; centrosome; centriole. The record is from RefSeq and is a predicted model, not a curated record.
AUGCCAGCUGUUGAAGAUCCAAGUAGUGACCAAAACUUCAUUGCGCAUUGGAUGUUGGAUAGUUCCCGUGCUGGAGUCUUAUUAGAUCCUAGUUCUAUUGAUUUGCAAAUCAACAAAGAAAACUUAUUGUCUGGACCUGAAAAUGUUACAGCUUUCCCUGUCGAAGUGUUGCAUCUUUCAGACAGCUGUUCUGUAAGCGAUGACUCCUUGUGUGAAGAGUCAGGCAGCUCUCAUACACUUCAGCAAAAUGCCACUGAAACAUCAUUUCCAGCAGCAGCAGCUGCCAGCAUGGAAACCUCUAAAACAAAAUUUGUCCAUGGUGAAGUGGAUGGUCAGAAUAAAUCUGAUUACAGUGAUCCACUAUUACAAAAGCUUGAACAGCUGAAGGAAUUGCAACAACAGAAGCAGGAGCAGCUAAAGAAACAACAGAUGGAACAACUUCAAAGGCUAAUGGAAGAACAGCAGAAGCUACUUAGCAUGGUUUCUGGUCAGACAGGAGUUUGUGACUAUACUCUAAGGGCUGAAAGUCAAAAGCUAAGACCUGGACAUUCAGCAGGCUUAACAACUUCACACCAGCUGCCAUGGUCUGGGUCUCGGAGUGCCUUUGAAGACAUGGUUUAUGCUCCAGUUGUUUCUCCACAUACGCAAGACAGUGAUUUUUCACAAAAGUUAAGCAACAAAGAAUACACUUCAUCUUUGAAGAACAGUCUUUCAGGAGUGUCUGCCUGUGAGAAGCAAAGAAAAAAUGUGAGGCGUCCGGAUCAGAAGAUGGAUAUGUUAAUGGAGAGUGAAGAUCGUCACAGGGACCCAUUACAUGUGGAAAGGGUAGAUCUCUCUGAAAAUUCCAGGGGAGGAAAACACUUAUGGACUUACCCAGAGGAAAGACCUAUUAAAGCUGCAAUUCAGGAGAAGAAACAGACGUUUGAAGAAUUCUUGGAAGAACAGAUACAACUGGAAGAGCAGCGUCUGGAGCAAAACCAGAAGUUACAGGAGACAAAUGGAUCAGCUGUUCAAAAACCAGUGAUCAAACGAUCCUUCCUGAAAAGAGGAGAAGGCUUAGCAAGAUUCACUAAUGCCAAAUCUAAAAUUACAAAACUUGAAGAAAAUACCUCCAAACUUGAACAAAGGGCUUUGGAUGACAGAAAUGUUAUUAAAGUGGACAGAUUACAAAUACAGAAGAAAAUUGUGUCUCCUGGCAUAAAACAGGUUUCUGAGAAAUCUUUUGCACCGUCUAAGAAAUAUAACCACCCUGUUAAAGCAAAACGUCCUACUCAGAAGACCCUGGGACUUGGGACUCACAAUGGGAAAAAUAACUUGCUAUUAGAAACAGGAGUGCAACCAGGAAAAAAUCAUGAUGGACAGAUGAAAAACUCUUUCCCAUCAGAAAUUAACAGAAUAGAAAAUAAAGAGAACACAGCAGAAUUUGCAAAGUCUGACAGUGGCAAGCCUGGAAACAAAUCACGUGGCACAGAAAAGCCUCAGUUGUCUUGUGAGCUGCCCAGUGCCUUUUCUAAUUCAAAAUGUCCUGUGGGUCACUCUGUAAAAGAUUCAGAACUCUCUUUUGAAGUUUCAUUUCAGAAUAAGCUGGAAAACUGGGAAAAAGAAAAAGAAAAAGAGAAUCUAGAAUUAGAUGAAUUUUUGUUUCUAGAACAGGCUGCAGAUGAAAUGUCUUUCUCAAGUAAUUCCUCAUUUGUUCAAAGGAUCUUAGAUCAAGAUCAACAAACUUUAAAAGGUCGUAGAAUGUCUUCUACCCCUAUCAAGGCAAAGCAGCAACAAGUGAAGGCACUGGCUGUUGAACUUACAAAUAGAAAAAACAACAAGGCAGACUGUGUGGCACAGGGAAAUACGAAUGACAGAACAGUUAUGCAUACAGUCUCAAAUUCAGGAACUGUAAGAAUGAAGGAUCAACUGAAUAAAAUGGACAGUGGAAUAUCUUCAGCUUCUUGUGUGACAGCAGCUCCUGCUUUAAAAAGUAAUCAAUGGACUGUAAACGAAGAUAAGGGUGAGGGUAAUAGUGAUACUACUACAGAUUCUGAGAGUGAAUUUGAGACCACAUUAAAGCAUGAAAAUGAAGAUGCUAAGACAUCCUUUAUGAGCCACAGAGAAAGUGAUCCAGAAUUUCUUGAUUAUGAAGGUCCUGUUACAGACAUCAGCAAAGAAAGUGAAAAUGGAGAUGAUGACCUUGGCUUAUCAGGCAAAGAUUACAGUGCACUGUCAAAGAAAACAAUUAGAAUAUCUUCAGACCACCAGAGAAGCAUGUCUUGUAUGAGUAAGUUUGAGUUUGAUGAUGAAAGAACAUGGAGUGAUCUAGAUGAAAAUUAUGUUAACAGUGAUUUACCUGAAAAACGUAACAAAAUACCUUUACAGAUGGACUUUUCCUGUAAGAAUGAUACAGCUAUCCCAGAUAAAACAAUAAAGAGAAAAGUUGCCUCAAAGAGGGGAGAUGAAACAUCCCAAGGGUCUGCAGUGGACAGUGAUUGGAAUGGACCUCCGGUAUCAAACUUGAUGAUGAAACUCUUUCCUUCACUGAAGCCAAAACAGAAGGCAGGCUGUCAUGUAGAGCAUGAAAUCAAAUCAAAUGUGGAACAGGAGCCAGGAGGAAACACUAUUCCAUCCCAGGUACUGAGAGAGAGACUCAUUGAACUUGAAACUGAAAUAGAGAGAUUCAGAGCUGAGAACAUGACUCUAACUAAACUCCGUGAAGAAAGAGAGCGUGCCUUGGCAAAUAUCAGAAAAGAAAUUGCAGACUUUCAACAGCAGAAAGCCCAAGAACUGGCUGAAAUAGAAGAAUAUAAAAGGAAGGAAAUGAAAAAGCUUCAAAAGGAGCGUAAAGUUUUUGAAAAAUACACCACAGAAGCUAGAGCAAUUCCAGAUAAAAAAGAACGUGAUGAAAUUCAGGCUUUAAAGCAGCAGAUUGCAGAGUUACAGGAAGAUCUAAAACGAAAGGAGGCAAAAUGGUCAGCCACCCGUCGGCGCCUGAAAGACCAAAUAGAAGCUUUAAUAGAUGAGAAUAUGGAGCUAAAAGAGGAAGUAAAAAUUAUGGAAAGGUUUCGUCUAGAAUCCUGGAAGAAAGUAGAAGCUGCUGGAAGCAAGAGGAAAACAGAAAAUUCUGGGAUGACUCUCAAAAGACCAGAAUCUUGUCUACCAAGUAGAGGCCCCAAAAGUCAAACUGCAUCUCCUCUUCUUCCAGUACAGAAAUGCAGCAAGAUAAAUGGCAGAAGUUAUCUGCAGGCAAAAGUAGGAAAGCUUUCUAAAACACCUGCAUCGGGACCUGCGAGUGACAGAAACAACUCUGAGACAAUGACAGCACUAGAAAAAUCCACCAGAACUUUUAUGGUAGACACUUCUAGUAAUGAAGUUCAUGUGUCACUAUCAACUGAACCUGCAUAUACAGAUGGGGAAGAGAUAGAGAGAGAAACUGCUUAUCCUGAUGGGAAGGUUGAAAAGGUUUUGAGAAAUGGCUGUCACCUCAUCUUUUUCCCUAAUGGGACAUGCAAAAAAGUGGGUUCUGAUGGGAAGACCACCACCAUAACAUUCUUCAAUGGGGAUGUGAAGCAGAUGAUGCCUGAUGGCACAGUGAUUUAUUAUUAUGCUGAUGCUAAGACUACACAUACUACAUACUUGGAUGGGUUAGAGGUCUUGCAGUUUUCAAAUGGACAAAUAGAGAAGCAUUAUCCUGAUGGCAAGAAAGAAAUUACCUUCCCUGAUCAAACUAUUAAAAAUUUAUUUACGGAUGGGCAAGAAGAAAGCAUCCUUCCAGAUGGCACUAUUGUUCGUAUUCAACGAGAUGGAAGCAAAAGUAUAGAGUUCAGUAAUGGCCAGAGAGAACUACACACAUCGCAGUUCAAGAGACGGGAGUAUCCAGAUGGUACUGUCAAGACUGUGUACACAAAUGGACAGCAGGAAACAAAGUAUGUCUCUGGGAGAAUCAGAGUAAAGGACAAGGAUGGUAAUGUUAUCAUGGACACAAAGGUGUAG